UGGCUCCAGCCGGGUUUGGAGAGGAAACGAGCAGGCGGGCUCCUAGAGGCGAGGCGGGGUGGGGCGGGGCGGGGCGGAGUCCGGCCGGACAGGCGGGACUCUGCGCCGGGUGAAAGGCGGAGCAGGGUGGGCGGCCCGGCUGUGCUACCGGCCGUCCGAGAGCUGCGGGGACUGGAGACCUGGCUGCCCGGGGCAGGAGCGCGAAGGGGAAGCGCCGAUGGCUCCCUUGGGACUCGCCACGACCCCCGGCGCUGGGGGCAGCUGGGACGGCUACCAGCUGACUCCCGCCUUGGAGGCGGGCUCCGCCCUGGCUUCAUCCAGUGGAGGGACAACUCCAUCUCCUACGAACAAUGCUGGGACUAGACACCCAGAAUAUGUUGCCAUUGGACUAGUUCCAGUUUUCUUCAUCAUGGGACUUCUGGGAGUCUUUAUCUGCCAUCUGCUUAAGAAGAAGGGAUAUCGUUGUACAACAGAAGCUGAACAAGAAGUUGAGGAGGAAAAAGCUGAAAAGAUAGAAUUGAAUGACAGCAUCAAUGAAAAUAGUGAUACCGUUGGACAGAUUGUCCAUUACAUCAUGAAAAAUGAAGCAAAUGCUGAUAUUUUAAAGGCCAUGGUGGCAGAAAACAGUGUAUGUGAUCCUGAAAGCCCUUUGACUCCUAGUACUCCAGGCAGCCCUCCGGUGAGUCCUGGUCCCUUGUCACCGGGAGGCACUCCAGGGAAGCACAUGUGUGGCCAUCAUCUCCAUACUGUCGGAGGGGCGGUAGAAAGAGAUGUGUGCCAACGCUGCAGACAUAAACGGUGGCACUUCAUAAAGCCAAGUAAUAAAGCGAAAGAAGGAAGAAGUCGGCGCCAAGGAGAGGUGACAGUUCUUUCUGUUGGCAGGUUUAGAGUUACAAAAGUGGAACACAAGGCUCAUGCCAAGGAACGGAGAAGUCUCAUGUCUGUGAGCGGCACAGAAAGUGUCAACGGCGAGGUGCCCGUUACCCCUGUGAAACGGGAACGAAGCGACACGGAAUAGGCGGGGGAGUUUUAUUCGAAGACACUUUAAAGAGACUGAAAACUUAGGAAUGAAGCUCAAAGCCAAUUGCCUGAGGAAAUAUUUUCUUAGAUCUUUUGUACCAUUUCUGCGCUGGGUGUCUAAGACUCAAAAAUGGACCACCAUCAUUGUAUUAGAUGCCAGGCUCCGUGUAUCGCCUUUAUAAUUGGUUUCGCCUCUUAUGCCUUACGGAAAGUUUAUCAAAUUUUCAAGAAAGGCAAGAUUUGGUAGUAUUUUUAACUUACUAGCCUCUUCCUUUGCUCUUGUGUACAUAACUCAGAGUCUUCUCAUUUCAGUAACAUGUAUGUACAGUGGGACUGCUAAUGUAUAGUUUGAGAUUGUGCUUUUUUUCUCUGUGGUAUGCCUCUUUUUUCACUCAAACUCAUUUUUUUCUCUUUGAUUUUUUUUUUUAAAUCUGGUGAGAAAGGGCAGCAAACAUCACCAGUUUUAAGGGCACAGAAGUGAUGGGCAUUGAUCUUGGGAUGCUCCUCCUCCACUUUUAUGCUAAUCACAUUUUGUCCCUAGACUACCUGUGGCUUCCUUUUAGGGAGUGACUUAAAUUUGGCCAUAAUCCCAUUUCAGUGACUAAAAGUGAUUUUAAAAGCCCAUCAAACAAAACAGUUUUUUUUUUUCUUGACAGCCUAAGGCCCAAACAAGCAUCUCUGCUAUAGGACCAGGGGCUGAAACUUCUUCCAAACUUUUUUCAUGGUGUAGUUACUGGCCUUAGGUGUUGAUAAGCAUUCAUGUGAUACUGCUUAUAAAGCCUUGCAGGUGUGUUCAUGGCAGGUGAGGGCAGACAUUUUAGAAGGAGCAGUGAUGGAAGGAGCCAGACAAAACCUGGCACUACUUGGGGUUUUGUUAUUUAGGCCAAGUGUUUCCAGAUCUCUAUCAUUCUCCUUAAAUAAUUAAAAAAAAAAAGAAAUGAACUUACCAUCAUCAGCUUCCCAAAAGAACACCUCUGUGUCAGUGGGCUUUUAAGUAUUACUGUAAAUAUACUUUUCUUUUCUAAAUCUAGCAAAAAGUUUAAGAUAUUACCAAUUCUCAAGAUGAUCAGUAGAUUUAAUUUUGCCUUAAUUUUUUUUUCGUAAGGCAAUAUGGUACAAUGGUUAGAGAGCUGGCCUUGUACUCAUGAAGAUGUGGUUUAAUUUCCACCUCGAAGCAUGUCAUUUAAUUUUUCAGUGCUUCUAAUAAUUCUCUUAAAAUUAUAAGUUGCAUAAAAAGUACAGAUCAGAUUUGAUAGAGGGAAUUUCCUCACUGGGAGUUCCCUAUGUCAAUGAAAUCUUAGGUCCAUUUUAAAUUUGUCAAAUUUCUAACAAAUCUAUACUUGAAUAGUUGGAUAUAUGUUGGAUACAUAAUAAAAAAAAGAUGUAAUUGUGGAAAUAAACCUCCCUGAAUUCCAGAAAAUUAUAAGGGAUUUUUUUUUGAGAGUGUAAAUAUUUUUUAUUAAGUCAAG
This is a messenger RNA of Gracilinanus agilis (Agile Gracile Mouse Opossum), 2489 nucleotides long. RefSeq names its product RELT like 1 (gene RELL1). Gene Ontology annotation, biological process: positive regulation of p38MAPK cascade. Gene Ontology annotation, cellular component: plasma membrane. The record is from RefSeq and is a predicted model, not a curated record. Bases 218 to 1018 code for a protein of 266 amino acids. Lineage: Eukaryota; Metazoa; Chordata; Mammalia; Didelphimorphia; Didelphidae. The transcript has 7 exons.